This is a messenger RNA of Xenopus laevis (African clawed frog), 1128 nucleotides long. RefSeq names its product aspartate dehydrogenase domain containing S homeolog (gene aspdh.S). The transcript is spliced from 9 exons. Lineage: Eukaryota; Metazoa; Chordata; Amphibia; Anura; Pipidae. The coding region runs from base 199 to 1053 and encodes 284 amino acids. The record is from RefSeq and is a predicted model, not a curated record. Gene Ontology annotation, biological process: NAD+ biosynthetic process. Gene Ontology annotation, molecular function: L-aspartate dehydrogenase [NAD(P)+] activity; NADP binding; oxidoreductase activity.
CAGGUAGGGACUCUAAUCCAAAUCCACGAGAGGAGUGAAAAGAAGAGCUUUCAUACAGGUGGGGGUCACUGACCCGGCAGUCAAAAUUCUGUCAGGCUCCAAUGUUAUUUUUACUUUACAUACUUGAACUAAGCAUGACAGAGACAUCUUGUGACCAAACAGAGGCUCCUUUUCAACAAUCUGUCAUCUGUAGCUUAAAUGUCAGAAGAAAGAAGAAUGAGGGUUGGAGUUGUGGGAUAUGGACAUAUAGGAAAGUAUUUGGUAGACAAAAUAUUAAGAGAAGGUGCAAAUCAUUCCAUGGAACUUGCAUUUGUCUGGAACAGGAGGAAGGAAAACCUAGAAGGGAAGGUGGAGCCCCAUCUGCAACUUCAUGAUCUCUCGGACUUUCAUCAAUGGAAAGCGGAUCUGAUUGUGGAGGUGGCCCACCCCUGCGUAACGCUGGAAUAUGGGGACAAAUUUCUUUCUACAGCACAUUUUCUGGUUGGAUCUCCCACUGCACUCGCAGAUGAAGCCACUGAAGUGAAGCUGAGAGAAUGCGCCAGGCUCUCGGGGUACACUCUGUAUGUCCCUUGCGGUGCAUUGUGGGGGGCAGAAGACAUCUUUAAAAUGGCACAAAGAGGUAGUCUGAAAGGUCUUAAAAUUACUAUGACAAAGCACCCAAAGAGUUUCCGUCUAGAAGAGCCUUUAGCUGAGAGGAACCGAGAAGCGAUGAGUAAACGGACAGUUCUGUACGAGGGUCCGGUGCGCACACUGUGCUCCUUGGCUCCCAAUAAUGUCAAUACAAUGGCCGCCGCUUGCAUGGCUGCUCAUACACUCGGGUUCGAUGGUGUGAUUGGAGUUCUGGUGUCUGAUCCAAGCAUUCCAGAUUGGCAUUUUGUGGACAUCGAGGUCACCGGAUCAACCAUAGAGAAAACAGGCCAAGUGUUCAGUGUUAAAACAAAGAGACAAAAUCCUGCCAUGCCAUCUUCUGUCACGGGCAGUGCCACCUUCACCUCAUUCUGGAGCAGCCUUCUAGUUUGCAAAGGUCACGGUGGAAGAGUUUACAUCUGUUAACAUUGAUUUACCAUUUGUACAAUAUACAAUGCAGCAUGUUUAAUAUCAUUAAAUGUCAAUAUUUCUGAUCAAGUA